Messenger RNA from Camellia sinensis, 1236 nucleotides. The record is from RefSeq and is a predicted model, not a curated record. NCBI's taxonomy places the organism in Eukaryota, Viridiplantae, Streptophyta, Magnoliopsida, Ericales, Theaceae.
AUGGAUGUUCUCAAAACUAUUCAAGAUAGUUUGUUGCAAGUUAAUGCAUUUGUAGACAAAUUUCGCCAAGCUCAUGCAAUUUUGAAUCAAUUAGCCUUCGCUGGACAAAAUCUACCUGCUCAUCUUCACUACAGUUCAGCAACAGACCGACGACGGUAUAACCUACCAACUGCUGAUGAGAUUGCAAUUGUAAUACUAGGUGAUGGAACUGAGGUUACUGGAAUGAGAGAUGUUGUUUUACAUCUACAGGGAAAUAAUGAACUGAUGCAAAUUAAUGAAUGUCACCCAGCGUAUUUGCCAUUGCAUUAUGUUUUAUUAUUCCCGUAUGAGUAUUCAACAAUUUUGAGAGGUGGAAAACUAUUCCAAGAGUUUUUGGUAGAUGAUUGGGCUGCAACUGAGCAAAAUCGGUUGACGUACUACAAGCUUAAUCAAAAAAAAAUUCUAGCUGAACUUUACCAAGAUUUAAGCGAUAUUGAUCCAGAUGACUUGCAACCUAAUCAAAUUGAUUCAAUAGUUAUCACGCGAUACAACCAGCACCCAGAUAUUUUUCUCACCAUGACUGCAAAUCCCAAUUGGCCAGAAAUUACUUCAGCAUUAUUACCACACCAAAAAGCUAUUGAUCGUCCGGAUUUGAUUGCCCGUGUUUUUGAGUUAAAAAGAAAGUGUUUGAUGAAGGAGAUAGAGACAAACAAAGUGUUCGGUAAUAAAGUUGCGCAUGUUUUUACAAUUGAAUUCCAAAAACGAGGCCUACCACAUAUGCAUGCGCUUCUCUUUCUUAAAGGUCCAGACAAAAUUCGAACAUGUGCUCAAGUAGACAAAUUAGUUUGUGCAGAAUUUCCAGAUCCAAAAGAUGAUCCUACACUUUUUGAAACUGUCAAGUGUUGCAUGGUACAUGGACCAUGUGGUGCUCGAAAUCCCCAAGCACCAUGUAUGGAAAAUGGUAGAUGUACUAAGAAAUACUCUCGAGCCUUUGUAGAAUCAACAACUAUGGACCAAGAUGGAUAUCCAAUCUAUCGUCGUCGCAAUAGUGGUCAAGUAUAUACUGUGAGAGGACAGGAAGUUGAUAACAGGGAUAUGGUAACAUACAAUGCAUAUCUUUCUAAACGAUUCAACUGUCAUAUAAAUGUAGAAGUUUGUGCUGUAGUGAGAUGUGUUAAGUAUAUACAUAAGUAUAUUUACAAGGGUUAUGAUCACAUAACAAUGGUUUUGGGAUUGAUUAAUCCAACAAUAUCUUGA